This is a messenger RNA of Sinocyclocheilus grahami, 576 nucleotides long. Its product is annotated as phospholipase A2, minor isoenzyme-like. Gene Ontology annotation, biological process: phospholipid metabolic process; arachidonate secretion; lipid catabolic process. Gene Ontology annotation, molecular function: phospholipid binding; calcium ion binding. The record is from RefSeq and is a predicted model, not a curated record. Bases 13 to 468 code for a protein of 151 amino acids. The transcript is spliced from 4 exons. NCBI's taxonomy places the organism in Eukaryota, Metazoa, Chordata, Actinopteri, Cypriniformes, Cyprinidae.
UCAGUCUUCACCAUGAACACCUUCCUCUCUGUCGUGAUCCUGAGUGUGAGUCUGCCCACCUUGCUGGCGACUCUAGACUACCGCGCGUUGUGGCAGUUCAGGGUUAUGAUCCUCUGUAACAUCCCUGAUAGCUGGCCUGCACUGGAUUAUGCAGACUACGGAUGCUACUGUGGAAAGGGAGGCUCAGGCACCCCGGUGGAUGAGCUGGACAGGUGCUGUGAGGUGCACGAUCGGUGUUAUUCUGACUCAUGGCAAUAUGAAGACUGCUGGGGUAUCUUAGACAACCCCUACACUGAAGUCUAUUCAUUCUCAUGUGACAAAGAAGCAAUGAAAGUCACCUGCAAUGCUGUCAAGAAUCGGCCCUGUGAGAUGUUCAUCUGUGAAUGUGACAGAAAAGCAGCCGAAUGCUUUGCACAAGCGGGUUACAACCCCGAACACGAGCACUAUCCUAGUGAAAACUGCAAAUGAACUGAAACUCGAUAAAGGUUUAAGACUGUCCCUCAAGUCUCAUUAAAGAUAGCAAUGGUAUAUCAUCUAACAGUUUAUUUUUGUUCAUGCCAACCGAUAUUUAAUUCA